GCACCCAACGCGCAGAAAUACGAAAAACCGACAAUACACACGUCACUCGCCCAUUUGUUGCCCACCCAUCUGCUCGCGGGCCGUCUGCAUGAUCUGGGCAAUGGCGAUCGACUCAUCCAGCGGACACUCAGGCAUCUCCAGCAGCCCCUCCUUGACACACUGGCCCACCCUCUCGGCCUCAUAAGCCAGCCCCUCUGAAUUCGCGAAGAAGAAACGAAAGUCCUCAGGUAUGCCCCCCUCACCCGGUCGCCACGCGGGCAGCUCAAAUGUAUGAUCGUCACGCACGGAGCCGCCGUCGGUGUAGAGAACACACGUGACGUGGGUGGGGCAGUGCAUGAUGCGGUGCACCUCGACAUGUCCCUUGUCGCCAAGGAUACGCGCCGUCUGCGAGCGGCGGCCGUCGGUGCCGAAGUGCAGCACAGCGAGAGUCCUCAGCCUGGCCGAUGGGUCGCUCUUGUCAUCGAAAGUCAUGGAGAUGCCCCCAUUGAGGUCCACCUGCUCUACUGGGUCCAUCACGCCCGCGGCAGCGAUGGAGAGCGGCCGCCAGCUUUUGGCUGGAGUGCCCAGGAGAUGCGUCGCAUACUGCACCGUGUAGCAGCCUGAUGCACACAUAUGCAUGGUGGUAGAGAGAUCUCACUCACAGUCCCCUGUGGCUGUCUGUGUGCGUUAGAUAGACGGACCAAUGUCGUAGAUUGCCCCUCCUCCCAGCUCCUUGAGGCGCGUGCGGCUGUCUUGCGCGGCGAGGAAGCCGAAGUCGCAGUGGAUGGCCGACACGCGGCCGAUGGUACCCUCCGAAACGAUCUCGUCGAUCUUCUUAAAUGCAGGAAAGUGACGUGUCCAGAAACCUGAAAGAAACCGCAGCGCACGCGCGGAAUGUCAAUCACGCUGCUGCGGAGCGAUGUGCUCGGACCCACCUUCAGUCAGGAAGCUCUUGUUGUCCCGCGCGACCUUCACCAUCUCUUUCACCUCCUCGACUGUCAUGCCAAGCGGCUUCUCGCAGACGACAUUGCGACCGUUGCGCAGCAGCUCACACACCACGUCCUUGUGCUUGGUGUUGAUCAGCCCCACAUAGCACACGUCCACAGCGAGCGACCUGUCCCGCGCCAGCUCAUCAUAGCUGCCGUAUGCCUUCCCGAUGCCGAAGCGUUUGGCGAAUGCCUGGGCCUUGGGCAGCUCUCGUGCGGCCACGGCAACGGUCUCGGCAUUGUCCACAAGCUUGAGGGCCGCACAGAAAUCAGAACAGAUGUUGCCUGCAAUGACAUGACAAGAACGUUCGGAAAGAGCAACGAGGGUGCAGAUCAGGUGGCGUUUCGUCUUUGUACCCGUUCCUAUGACGGCCCAUCGAACCUUUGAGCCAUCUCCCGCACUCAUUGCGGAAAGUCACUGGCGCACACGGGCUGUAACCAAUUGGCGGCCGAAAACAGCAGGCGCCAGAU
Vitrella brassicaformis is the source of this 1436-nucleotide messenger RNA. NCBI's taxonomy places the organism in Eukaryota, Vitrellaceae. The record is from the annotation of a GenBank genome assembly.